CGAGAGAGCCGCGUUAAGAACGCGGUUCCUUCUGAGUGGGCGGAGCGUUACCCUCCGGGAGGUAGCUGACGUGGCUCUUUGGGAUUGGCGCAGUGGGCGGCCAGAUCGGCUUUGGCUCCUACUGGAAGGAAGACGCAAAAGGAGCAGGUUUGCACCAAUGCAUGGGACAUUUUAUGCUGGGCAUCCAAGAGGUGACAGAUACCAGAAAGAGAUUUAUCCUUUCCACUGGCCAUCUGGCAAUCACGUUUCUGGUCCCCAGUUCAGAGAUCGCCUGUGACUGUGUGGGAAGGAGCCACAAGAGAGGAAGGAAAGGAAAGGAAAAUUUUGGGGAGAAAGAAGAGAGCAAAAAGGAAGCAGGAAGAAGGCUGAUACUUUGGAAGUGGGAGAAAAAGGAGGAUAAAGGAAGCAACAGAACGGAAAGAAGAGGGUAAAGGUUGCAAUGUCUCACGGCAUCUGUUCCUGGUCCAUUGCGGUGAAGCUGAAUUUGGUGGUCUUGCUGCUUUUUGUAACAAGUUUCUCUUCAUGUAUAAAUGACAGAGUAGCAGAGUUUGCGUUGACGACAAAAGAAGAGAGUGAUUUAAAUGAAGAGAACAGAAAAGAAUUGGUGGAAGAGGAGGAGCAUCUAGAUUCCGAAGACCUGGAAGUAUUUUCCCCAACAAAUCAGUGGAAGACAGUCUUGCCUGGCCAGGCUAUUCCUGCAGGGUUACAUGUGCAAUUAAAUCUUCAGACAGGAGAAAAAUUAGCCAAGCUUCCAGAUAACAACAAUGAAAAAAGUGACGUGAAAGACACUCCAAAAAGUAAAAGGCUGGGCCCCAUAGAUAUUGACCCAAGUUCAUUUACAAGGCAAGAACUGAAAAGGGCUUUGGCUAAAGUGAAGGAAAGCAUGAAAACAGACGAUACACUGGAACAAAAGGCUCAUCAGGAAGACGUCAGGAAAAGGUUCCGUCCCAUUGAAAAGCUCAAGGAAGAGUUCAGAGAGCUCAAUCUGCAGCUAGAAACAGAUUUUGACAUUAUGUUUAAAUUAAUCAGCAAAUUAAACAGUUCUGCUUCAACGCUGGAGGAGAAAAUAGCAGCACUUUACGAUCUUGAAUACUACGUUCAUCAGGUGGACAAUGCAAAAGAUUUGCUUUACCUUGGUGGGCUACAACUUUUGAUUAAUGGGCUAAACAGCACUGAACCACUGGUGAAGGAAUACACAUCAUUUGUACUGGGAGCUGCAUUGUCUAGCAAUCCCCGAGUUCAAGUUGCUGCAAUUGAGGGAGGAGCUUUACAAAAACUGCUGGUCACUUUGGCGACAGAUCAGCCUCUGGCUGUGAAGAAGAAGGCUCUCUUCGCGUUGUCAUCCAUGUUGCGACACUUUCCAUACGCCCAGCAGCGGUUCCUCAAGCUCGGAGGCCUUCAGGUGCUUAGAAACCUCUGUUCGGAGAAAGGGAUGGAGACAUUACACAUCCGCGUUGUGACGCUCCUCUACGAUUUAAUAGUAGAAAAGCUGCUGCUCACGCAUGACAAUGAUACUCAGACCCGUGAGAUCACCCAGCAAUACAGCCAAGUGAACUUGGUCCCCGCCAUCGUUGAACAGGGCUGGUGCACCAUCAUUUCAAACCUCCUGCAGAUGCCUGAGCAUGACACCAGGGAAAAGGUUCUGAAGACAGUGCACGUGCUGCUCGCCUCCUGCAGGGACAGCUACACAGGGGAUCAUGACCUCGGCCACACGCUAAACCUACUUCGCCAAGAAUAUGAAGACUUGGCAGCAGAAGAGCAAAAGGAAGGGGACGAAGAUGGCUAUUUUAAGGAACUCCUUAGCUCUAUAAAUAGCAUUGCCCAGCAGCUAAAGUGAAGGCUGCUGUAGCCUUGGAGAGAUGUAAAUGAUUUCCUGGUAAUCUGGAAAGAGUUACACCUAAUAAAACCAUCGAACAAA
This is a messenger RNA of Elgaria multicarinata webbii, 1918 nucleotides long. RefSeq names its product SIL1 nucleotide exchange factor (gene SIL1). The record is from RefSeq and is a predicted model, not a curated record. The transcript has 12 exons. The coding region runs from base 440 to 1837 and encodes 465 amino acids. Lineage: Eukaryota; Metazoa; Chordata; Lepidosauria; Squamata; Anguidae.